AUGAAUAUGUAAUGCACAUUAAACAAAGAGAUUCUGCGAUGUGAGACACCAUCGACAGAUGAAACAAAUUAUGAUAUCAUAGAAUAAUAAUGCUAUUUGUCAUAAAUAAUUGAAUUAAUAUUUGUGGAGAACUAUACAUACAAAGAAUUGCAGCAGUACUUUACUUACACAUUCUAAUAAAUAGAAUAAUAUGAUUUCUUUUUUGAUUAGAUCUACAAAUCGGUUAGGAUUUACAUGGAAGUAAUGAUUAAAUUUUAUACUAGAAAAUUCUUUAACAUAUUAAGUAAUUUUCUUAAAUUACAAAACCUAUUGAUAUCAAACAUCUUAAGGAUUAUGUCACCAUAAUUAGUGAGCUGGAAAAAUCUUAUAAAGUAACUUAGUUAAAACAUAAAGAAUUACAAGAGGUAGUGAAAUCAUUUUCACAAAAAGAAAAAAUUUCAUAAUCAAUUCAUUGUUUAAGACUCAUGAAAUACUCCUUUACAAAUAUAGUUUUGAGGAACAAAGAAGUAAAUGUAAGAAUCUGAUGUAAAAUAUAGGACUUUUUGAUUUCAUUGAAGUAAGUAUUAGAUAAAAGGUUCUAUUCAUAAACUCAAAAAUAUUCUAAAACAAAGGAACGAUUAUAGUUAUUUAUAUAACUUCUCAAUGAAAAAUAAUAGGAUUGUUUAAGCUAUUAUGAUGAUACAAAUAAAUAGAGACCAUCUAUUACUAUAAAUAAUACAAAUAAUAAUGAAGAUGCGCCUUAAAUUGUUCAAAAUACUAAUUUGGUACGAAAGAAAGUUUAAUAAGAAAAUAAUGUAAAACUAAAUGAAUAUAAAAAAUUUGAAUAAAACCUAGAAGAAUACUUUUAGGCAAAAGCAAAUAUUGAAAAAAAGGAAAUAAAUGUGUCUUAGGAAUGGAUAAAUCGAUUAAAACAAAAAACCAAAAAAAAAUGA
Messenger RNA from Paramecium primaurelia, 932 nucleotides. The record is from the annotation of a GenBank genome assembly. NCBI's taxonomy places the organism in Eukaryota, Ciliophora, Oligohymenophorea, Peniculida, Parameciidae.